GGGGGGGGGGCGGAAGGAGGCGGGGGAGGGUGGGUCGGCAAAACCUUACAGGCGUUUCGCCACUGCCGCUCAAGGUGCAAAGAAGAAGCCGCCGGUUGCAACGAUUGUGCAACGAAUAGUUUAUGAUCACUCACGGAGAGCCAGACUUCUCUUUCACUCGACUCUCGAGAACCCAAAAAAUGGCCGUUUUGUCGACCAAGACCCUUGGGGUCCUUUUCCUGGCGAUGCUGCUGCUGGCGUCUGUGGCUGAAGCCCGCCGCUGGCGCAACUUCAAGUGCCCGAAGCCCAAGGGCAAGUUCAAGAAGUUCUUUUGCCGCGCGCUGACGAUUGUCAAGAACAAGUGGAAGAAGUACAUCGAGUACAAGCGUAUCGAGCUCAGCUCGAACUCGCAGAAGAACUCGGACAAGCCUUGCGGAACGUGGGGAUGGACGUGUAUGUGUGGCGACGUGGACGAGUGCAAGGAAGGCCUUGCCGACUGCCCCGACGACACCACGUGCGUCAACACCCGUGAUGGGUACGAGUGCAAGGACAACGUGCCGACCGACUCGCCACAGUGCAUUGUCUCGCCCGACAAGGCCGAGGACCACAACUCGGGAUCGGGCUCGGGCUCGGGCUCGCGCACCGCUCGUCGUCCAAGAACUCGCACCGGCCGUCGCCGCCGCCGCCUCAGCACGUGGUCGAGUGCCACGUCCGCGCCGAUUGCGUGGAUGGCACCUGCGUGUGCAAGGACGGGUUUGAGGGCGACGGCACGGCCAACGGCUCGGGAUGCAGUGACAUCGACGAGUGCGCCGACUCGCCGUGCACUGAUCCGAACUGCCAUUGCGUCAACUACGAGGGCUACUUUGAGUGCCCGUGUAACGCUGGGUUCGACUUUAACCCGGACGGCAUUUGCGAGCCGAACACUCCGCCGGAGCCGGUCUGUGGCAACGGUGUGCUCGAGGGCGACGAGGAGUGCGACGACUUUGGUCUCUGCUGCUCGUCGACGUGCAAGUACCUCGGCGCCGACAUCGAGUGCCGCGGUGCUGCCUCGGUCUGCGACGCCCCCGAGAUGUGCACUGGCGUCUCGUCGGCCUGCCCGGCUGACUCGUUUGCGCCGGCCGGUACCUCGUGCGACAACCCGACGACUGCCUGCACCGUCGACACCUGCGACGGCACUGGUGUCUGCACGGAUGGCUGCACAUGCGGCAAUGGCAUUGUCGAGCCUGGCGAGGAGUGCGACGGUGGUGAGUGCUGCGCUGCCGACUGCACCUUUGCCGCCGCCGGCACCACCUGUGGCGCUGCGCCCUCGGGCCCUUGCGAUGUCGCUGACACCUGCUCCGGUACCUCGGCGACCUGCACGGACGCUGUGGCCGAUUCGACGGUUGUCUGCCGCGCUGCCGCCUCAGAGUGCGACGUCGCCGAGACCUGCGAUGGCGUGACUGCCUCGUGCCCGGUCGACGGCUUUGCCGCCGCCGGCACCACCUGUGGCGCCGCGCCCUCGGGCCCGUGCGAUGUCGCUGACACCUGCGCCGGUACCUCGGCGACCUGCGUCGCGAACGUCGCCGACUCGUCGGUUGUCUGCCGCGCCGCCGCCUCAGAGUGCGACGUCGCCGAGACCUGCGACGGCGUGACUGCCUCGUGCCCGGUCGACGGCUUUGCCGCCGCCGGCACGCCGUGCGGUGCCGCGCCCUCGGGCUCGUGCGAUAUGCCCGACACCUGCGCCGGCACUUCGGCGACCUGCGUCGACAACGUGGCUGACACCUCGUUUGUCUGCCGCGCUGCGGCGUCGACCUGCGACGUGGCCGAGACUUGCGACGGUGUGUCUGGCGCGUGCCCGGCCGACGGCUUUGCGCCGGACAACACGGCGUGUGACCUCGACGCCGAUUCGUGCACUGCCGACACCUGCCAGGCUGGUGUGUGUACGGCGGGUGUGUCGACGUGCGACCCGCCGACGCCGCCGCCGCCGCCGGCGGGGCCCUGCGGUAACGGUAUUGUCGACUUUGGCGAGGAGUGUGACCCGGGCAAGACCCUGCCCAACGGUGACCCGCACCCGGACAACGCCUGCUGCAACCCCGACUGCACCUUUGCGCCGAUUGGCACCACGUGCGACGACGGCUUUGCCCACACCUCCGAAGACCAGUGCCAGCAGCUGUUCAUCCUCACGACCUCGACGUUCUCGCUCCCGAGCCAUGAGUUUGCCAAGCCUGUUGUCUGCACCGGCCUCCGCCAGUUUGGCGCCCAGUGUGGUGACGGCGCGGUGAACGUUGGUGAAGAGUGCGAUGAUGGCAACCUGUACGAGUACGACUGCUGCUCAGCGUCGUGCACCCAGCACUACCUUCAGCCGUGCUCGCACAACACUCGCUCUACGUGCGAGAAGACAAUCUGCGCCAAGUACGAGUUCCAGUCCCGGCAGGGCUGCAUUCCCAACGAUCCGAUGCUCUACCCUGACGAGCCGGCUUCCGCUUGGGACGUGGCUACGACUUCGCCGCUCUGCCCCGGUGCGUCGUCUGCGAUCAACAGCGCCAGCUCAGAGGACAACACAUCGUUCUUCUCCUCGUCGGCCGGCAAGGGCACCGCAGCCUCGCUCUCGGUCCUCGUUGUCGUUGUUGCUGUCGUCGCCGUCGUCAUCUUUGCGCGCUCGCGCUCGUCCGGUUCGUCGGACGACGCUGCGCCGCCCGCCCUGCCCGUCGUUCCCGACGCCGUGGCCACCGCCGACCCGGCCGUCGUCAUCGACGCCAACCCGGCGUUCAACCUCGCCGACUCGUCCGUCGCUGCCGUGCCCGCCGCCGAGCCGGCCGCUGUUGCCGCCGCCGUCGAGUCGGGCGCCAUUAUGACCUCGAACCCUCUGUUUGGCGUCGUCCUCUCGUCGGGCUCCUCGGGCUCCUCGGACGACGUGCCUCAGCUCUAGAGCAUCCUCUGCUGUGGGGCCUCUUGUGCCGCACUUGUCGAUGCUCCUGCGCCAUUUUGAUUCCUUUUGUUUUCGGCUCCGUUCCUUUCGUUUUUCAACCUCAACUUCAAUCAAUCAACACCUACACCAACAUCAUCCAACCGGUCCCUUUCCCUCUCCUUCCCUUUCCCAUUUUGCUCCCACCAAGCAAGCAAACACAUUCUCUUCAUCGCGGA
Molecule: messenger RNA, 3102 nt
Organism: Thecamonas trahens ATCC 50062
Lineage: Eukaryota; Apusomonadida; Apusomonadidae
Product: disintegrin
Exons: 2
Coding region: 1049-2887 (612 amino acids)
Source: RefSeq, a predicted model, not a curated record